This is a messenger RNA of Rhipicephalus microplus (southern cattle tick), 1662 nucleotides long. RefSeq names its product ets DNA-binding protein pokkuri-like. Lineage: Eukaryota; Metazoa; Arthropoda; Arachnida; Ixodida; Ixodidae. The record is from RefSeq and is a predicted model, not a curated record. Gene Ontology annotation, molecular function: sequence-specific DNA binding.
CAGUAGUCUCAGACCCGUGGUUGGGUGAGGAGCGACUCACGUCCGAGCUUUGUCCCAGUCGCGCUGGUGCGACUAUUGGAGUAUACCGCGGAUGCCAUACCUGCGCGCCGGUGGCCUCAACGGCGAAUAGGACAGGGUGCUUCAGUGUAACCUGACUUCCCGAAAGAAAUACCACCACGACUUGCCGGCACAGGGCGGUCUCGACUGCACAUCUGGUCACCCUGAAGACAUCGAUCUCGUCUCAACUACCCCAAACCUGAGCACAACCCUCGAUAGGAGUUCAAAGCGGAGCUACCUGGCAAGCAGCAUCCAGUCGACUAACGCGGGAUGUACGACGUCCAAGUUCACAAGCCGUGCGCGGUGCCGGAAUCAUACCAGACAAUGAGUCCGAGCUCGUGGUUCGGCCCGGCGGCGGGCUCCCCCGAACAGCAGCCUUCAUCCACGUACCGGGGUCUGUACGCACUGACAGUCCGCUGGCAACCCCCUGCACCCCGAGGGGAAGCGCCCAGGCACCGAAAAGACAGUUCUUCCCUUCCGAAAGAUCCGCGUCAGUGGAGCCGGGAGGACGUGGCCGUGUGGCUCGUGCAUGUCAUGGAUCAGCAUCGGCUGCCCGCUGUCUCUACCGACCGAUUCCUGAUGAACGGAAAAGCGCUGUGCCUGAUGGACAUGGAGAUGUUCGUGCAGCGGGUACCCCUCGGUGGCAAACUGCUCUACAAGGACUUCCAGCUCAGGCUCAGCAACGUGCUCUACAACUGAACCAGGAACACUUGGAAAACCAACGUUUGAUGUUGCGCAAAAGACUUAGCAGCGGUGGCCCCAAGGCCCGUCGCAACACAAAAACCGUCCUCCUUGCAGCACCUACCAGUGACUAUUUACCUUGGCUAAAGCGAGUGCCAACAAGAGACAAACACAAGAUAGCGCUAGCCACGAUGUCAUCUUGUGAAUAUGAAAUUACAAGAUGGGUGGUACUGGCAGACGGCUCGGUGACGAACAUCAGAGCGAGAAGUCAGCUUUACAAGACACGUCCUCUCAUACACGUACAUGAUUUGCUACAAUUUCAACGUGGUUCAAGGCCCAACUUCAAGGCUUACCACUUCCAGGGUUGUGUUCACACAGAGGGCUUUCCCGGUCCUCUUCCUAGUCAAGCUACUGCGGUCGACAACUUCGUGGAUCUUAUCUGACCACGGUUUACAGUGACGCAGACCACAGCGACGUUGACAUUUAAGCCACUUGUACAUAGAUGACUUUCAUUCUUGUACUGAUAGUCAACCUGUCACCACUACCAUUAUUUACAGUAAAUAUAUAACUUGGAAGUAAUCAUUCAAGCCUUAAACGAUUCUAUAUGCCAUCCUGGUGAAGACAUGUUCGAGGAAGGACUGACACCCAGAGAAACCACGACAUGUGUGAUACUGGAUAACCAGCGCAUGUUGAUACACUUCUGCAGAGACACAUGUACUUCCUGUGUAAAUAGAUGUGGUGAGGUUGGUGCAAAAGCCUCUGUGAAGGAAGAGCCCCCUCAACUUUUGUGAACGUAUGCUUUUGUACUUUUAUAAAAGUGACAACCAGUAGUAUAUAGACAUUUGUAUAAAAAAAGCACCCGUGACCGUAUCUCAUCUUACAUAUAUGCAUUAUAACUACAUUAAAUGUCUUUCACAGUCCGAA